AUGGAGCUCGAGCGGAUCGUUGAGUUUGUCAUUGGCAAAGACCGAAGGCGGUUCCAAAUUCACGCGGCAUUAGCCGGCCUUUUCCCGAAAGAGAUACUCCAGCCUCCCCUGAACCACGAAAUCGAUGAGAUCAUUGUGCACGAAGGUGUAGAAGUUCCGAACACAGACCCUGCUGUUAGUUACGCGGACGUCUUUCUGAGCCACGCCCAAGUUUAUCGCCUUGGCCACAGAACGGACUGGGUUUCAUUGUGUGCUCUGUCGCUCUAUCGGCUUACUCGUUCACUAGCCAGCUUUACCCUUUUUGAAGAACGAACUGGAGACAUUAUCAGAUUGCUGAGUUUUGUAUUCGAGGAGAGCGAAGAUAUGAAGAAUAUGCAAGACAUGCUACUAGAUUAUGCGGCGUGGAACAUUGAAAUCCUUUUGUGGGAUGCCGACUUUCCGCAACUACUUGAGAGAAUUCCAUUACUGGAAAAUACCAUUUUCCGCUCAAUGUGGAGGUAA
Aspergillus alliaceus is the source of this 501-nucleotide messenger RNA. RefSeq lists its product as uncharacterized. The record is from RefSeq and is a predicted model, not a curated record. The transcript has 3 exons. NCBI's taxonomy places the organism in Eukaryota, Fungi, Ascomycota, Eurotiomycetes, Eurotiales, Aspergillaceae. The coding region runs from base 1 to 501 and encodes 166 amino acids.